This is a messenger RNA of Amaranthus tricolor (Joseph's coat), 1572 nucleotides long. Its product is annotated as histone-lysine N-methyltransferase CLF-like. Lineage: Eukaryota; Viridiplantae; Streptophyta; Magnoliopsida; Caryophyllales; Amaranthaceae. Gene Ontology annotation, molecular function: histone methyltransferase activity. Gene Ontology annotation, biological process: chromatin remodeling. The record is from RefSeq and is a predicted model, not a curated record. Bases 1 to 1572 code for a protein of 523 amino acids. The transcript has 9 exons.
AUGCAGAGUAUCAUAUCAAAGGAUGAAGAAAAGGGACGAUCACAGUCGUCACGUGAAAGACCUAUACGAAAUCGUGUAAAAGGCGGCUAUCACGUGAAAUCAAAAGGUUUGAAUUCAAAUAUGAAGUAUAAGACUUUGGUUGUGGAUUUGAACUUGAGUCUGAGUUUGAGUCACACGGUUUACACCAGACCAGAAUUUAUUAUGAUACUUAAACCAAGGAAGAAGUCUACUGGAUCCGCAAACAAGCGAAAGGGGAAAUCUACUCAAAGUGAAAGUGCCUCGUCAAAUGCUAGAAAUGCAUCCGAUAGUAGUGAUUCGGAUGAGAAACUUUCUCAAGAUAACACCAGCAUUGGCCAGAAUAAGAGCAAGUCUGGCGGGAAAUCGGGUGCUCGGAAAAGUAGGAACAAGCGUGCUGCUGAAAAAAUACUUGUUGCUAUUCAGAAGAGGCAUAAGAAAAUGUUGGCUCAAGAUGCUGAUUCAGCUAGCGCUGGACCUACUUUGUCCAGAGAUAUCAAACUUCGUUCCCGGACACGGAAAGAAGAUGAAUUUGCAAGUUCAUCUCCACAUAAGAAAGGGAAUUUGAGUACUAAUGAAAGGUCAAAGAAAGGUUCCCUUGCCUUGUGCAGUUCCAAAUCCAUAAAUUGUGGGGGUUCUAGUGAUCCUCUAAUUAUGGCAUCAAACAGUCAGUCUACUGGUAUUUUGGAUUAUGUGUCAAGGAAAGAGGAACUUGUAGAUGAAAGCCCAGGGAAACGGGAACUAAAUAAUGAUAAAUCUUGGAAGGCUCUUGAAAAAGCUCUUUAUGAAAAGGGUUUAGAGAUAUUUGGCAAGAACAGUUGUUUGAUCUCUAGAAACCUUUUAAAUGGAUUGAAAACAUGUUCAGAGGUCUACCAGUACAUGACUCUUUUGAAUACUAAGCUAUCCGGUCAAAUUGGUGAAGAUGGAACUAACCUUGACUGCUCUGAAGCUAUGGGCGAUGAAGACAGGGGAAGAUCAAGAUAUGUUCGGAGGAGAGGUAGAGUUCGUCGUUUGAAGUACACUUGGAAGUCUACUGGCUAUCAUUCAAUUAGAAAAAGGAUUUCAGAGAGGAAAGAUCAGCCUUGUCGUCAAUAUAAUCCUUGUGGGUGUGGGACUGCUUGUGGGAAGCAGUGUCCAUGCCUUUUAAAUGGCACAUGCUGUGAAAAAUACUGCGGGUGUCCUAAGAGCUGCAAAAACAGAUUCCGGGGCUGCCACUGUGCUAAAAGUCAGUGCAGAAGUCGUCAAUGUCCUUGCUUUGCUGCCGAUAGGGAAUGUGAUCCAGAUGUCUGUCGUAAUUGUUGGGUUAGUUGUGGUGAUGGUACACUUGGUAUCCCGAAUCAAAGAGGUGACAAUUAUGGUUGUAGAAAUAUGAAGCUUUUGCUCAAGCAGCAGCAGCGGGUUCUACUUGGUAGGUCUGAUGUUUCUGGGUGGGGAGCUUUUCUUAAGAAUGGUGUUGGAAAACAUGAAUACCUCGGAGAGUACACUGGGGAGUUAAUCUCACAUCGGGAAGCUGACAAACAUGGCAAGAUAUAUGAUCGUGAAAAUUCUUCUAAUUGA